Molecule: messenger RNA, 1782 nt
Organism: Clonostachys rhizophaga
Lineage: Eukaryota; Fungi; Ascomycota; Sordariomycetes; Hypocreales; Bionectriaceae
Source: the annotation of a GenBank genome assembly
AUGGUAGCUCGCAAGAGCGGCCUUGGAGGUCGUACAAACUCCCCAGGGAGACUCCCCGUUACCUCAAUCUUGGUGUCAUUCCUAGCGCUUGCUGGCUCAGCAACAGCGGCAACCUGGUCAUACGGAGAUGCACUCCUUCCCGGGCCAGUUCUCCCCAGCAAGCCGGAUUCUGUUCGACCAUCGGAACACGUCUUCACCCUCCGACACGUCUAUCACCAUGGAACAUACGAACAUCCGACCCUUCAUCGUGUACGGGACGUGACCCCGGAGGAUUCGCGAGUAUUCCUUGCCGCAGAAGACGGUCUCGGCGAAGUGAACCUCCCUCAUCUAAAGGCCCGGAGUCGAGGGGAUAGAAUCGAACGUUUAGUUGAUAGACGGCCCUCAGUUGUGGAUCCUAUGGUUGCACAUGCUCGACAGCAUGGGUACGUUGCUGCCAUGGACGCUUCUGCAUGGUCGACGGAUGAAGUACCUGCGCCAGAUGUCACGGACAAGGACACUGUUCUAAGUCUAGCGUACAUGGCCGCAGACGCCUAUGUUGAGGAUGAGAAACAAACUGAUUGGAUUGAUGUUGGCGGUCCUUUCAACCGGAGCGAUGACUUUGGCUGGGAGAGUGAUGGGCUCCGGGGCCAUGUGUGGGCAGAUGAGAAUAACUCGACCAUCGUCAUUGGACUCAAGGGCACAACAGCUGCCGUGUUCGACGGGGAUGGCACAACGACAAAUGAUAAGGAGAAUGAUAACCUCUUCUUCAGCUGCUGUUGUGCACAACAAGGACAGUGGACUUGGCAUCAAGUUUGCGACUGUGCCACUGGAACAUACUCUUGCAAUAACACUUGUGUAAGAACUGCCCUUAUGGAGGAGAACAGAUACUAUACCGCCGCUCGAGAGUUGUUCUCCAACGUCACCGAUCGCUACCCCAACUCCAACGUGUGGCUCACUGGACACUCGCUUGGCGGAGCUGUCACAUCUCUUCUGGGUCUGACAUAUGGCUUGCCGGCUGUCACAUUUGAGGCCGUCCCAGAAGCUCUUGCUGCAUCCCGACUAGGCUUGCCUGUCCCUCCCGGGGCGGACCACAAUACUCCUCAAACUCGCCAGUUCACUGGGGCAUAUCACUUUGGCCACACAGCGGAUCCCGUCUAUAUCGGCACAUGCAAUGGCGCUACCGCAACUUGUUCAUUUGCAGGGUACGCAAUGGAGUCGGCAUGCCACACUGGUAGAGAAUGUGUCUAUGACGUCGUUGGAGAUCUCGGGUGGCGUGUAGGAAUCGGCACUCACAAGAUCCGGGCAGUCAUCAAGGAUGUCCUUCUGAAAUACGACGAUGUCCCAGAAUGUAACUAUACGCCUGAAUGUCGAGAUUGCGCACCCUGGAAGAUGUACGAAUCAAACGGCACGGAAACGACAACAACGUCACAUUCCUCAACCAGCACUACCAGGACUCGAACCCGCACAUCAACAUGCGAGACCCCGGGGUGGUGGGGAUGCUUGGAUACGACGACAUCCACAACUGAAGCGUCUACCACAACAUCCACAUCCACAUCUUCAACGUCGACCUGCAAGACCCCCGGGUGGUUUGGUUGCAAUGAUAAGACAACCACGACCACCGACUCAUCCACGUCGUCUGCUACUUCCACGUCUACCUGCAAGACUCCCGGCAACUUCUGGGGUUGCCGUGAUGAAGUGACUUCGACUACCCAGGCGCCUACGACCCAGAUGGUCCCUCAGAUUACCAAGGCGCCAACCCAGACCGAUGGGAACUGGAAUAAAUAUAUAGACGACGAGAUUUGA